Messenger RNA from Ochlerotatus camptorhynchus, 8916 nucleotides. RefSeq lists its product as uncharacterized. Gene Ontology annotation, molecular function: nucleic acid binding. Lineage: Eukaryota; Metazoa; Arthropoda; Insecta; Diptera; Culicidae. The transcript is spliced from 3 exons. The record is from RefSeq and is a predicted model, not a curated record. The coding region runs from base 1302 to 6107 and encodes 1601 amino acids.
AACCCCUUCCUCCGGUCUGGUCUGUGAAUAACCGCACGCCGAAAGUUCGCCGCGUGAUCCUUCGCGGAUUGCGAGUUCCUCUCGAAAAAUAAUAAUAAAGGACGAAGCCCCUUCGGCUUCGUCUGAUGAACGUGACACGCGCGUCGCGAACAUAUGGUGGCUCCAGAGAGGAGCAAUAGUGCUAUAAGAACUCACAGUGUAGGUGUUCCGACACCGGAAGAAAGUCUAAUAGUAAAGUGAAAGCCUACGGGCUUAAGUGAAAUAAGGAGACUCUAGCACCGGCAGGGUCAUCAGGACCCAACUAAUCAAGUGCUAAAGUGAAGUGUUUAAGAUAAAGUGUGAAUUGAAUCAGUCUCCGGACUAUAAGGGGCCUAAAAACCCAAACAUAACAGCAGUCUCCGGACUAUAAGGGGCCUAAAAACCCAAAAACACAAUUCGUUUAGGAACGUCCACGGUGUUAAUCCGGGAUAGGUUCCAGUAAGACGGGGUUCCGCACGGAAGGUACGCGAACGCCCAAGGAAGAAACGUCUGCAACGGCGUAAGCCGGGAGUUUCGAAACAGUGCCUACAUAAGUAGGCCGGGCCCGACAGUAGGUAGGGCAACCUUCGUAAGGAAGGCUGGUGGGGAUAUUUAUCAGUCCCAAGAAGUUCGGGAGGUAUUUGUCAGAACCCACAGGAAUACGGGAGAUAAUUAUCGGAAUUUAUAUAGGAAAAAUUCGAGAAUAAUUAUCAGGGACCCACCGUGAAAGUCGGGAGUCCACAUAGGAGGGACUCACAGGAAGGAUUCCGAACAAAAGGUUCGUGAAUGCCAUAGUAAAACAUCUGCGGUGUAAUCCGAGAUAGUUUUAGCGGAUUUCCAGCUCCUGAGUUGGAAAUCCUGCACAGGUCUGCGGUUUAAUCCGGGGCAAGAGGAAGUCAAUAGUGACUAUUCGGGACAAGUUCCCAAGGGUUCCAGCUCCUGAGCAGGAAAUAAACAAAAUACACCUCGUUAGAGAACACGAUCACGAGGAAAAUUAAACAGGCAAUUAGCCUACGAAGUUCUAAGGGGAAGGAGAAUAAAAACGGGUCAACGAACCCAUCGAUUCCCUGUAAGAAAUCCGCCAGGCGGGUCAUAAACCCGAAACGUUUAUUGCAUAACGAGUCAACGUACUCGUUAAAAGAGAAACGGAAAAUAAGAAAAACAGGCUCACUUGAGCAACAGAAGGGUGCACGUAAAACCGAUAUAAAAUCUCUAGUGAGAUAGAAAGAAAGGGUGUAAGAAAGAAAAGUCAUUAAAAAGAAAGAAACACAAACAAAAUAGCAAUGAAUUUUGUAGACAAUGUGCUCGGCCAUUGUCGCCUAUGCACUCGUAAGGACGAGGUGCAAGAUAUGGUCGCUUGUGACCAAUGUGAUAGGUGGUUCCACUAUGGAUGCGUGGAACUCACCUGUCUACCUGAUAAAAAAGAACCUUGGUCGUGUGCGAAAUGCCGCAUGGAUGAAAGUAUUAAGAAGGCGCAAGCCGACGAACUUAUUCAGAUGAAGAAUAAAUUAGCAAAUAUAGCUUUAGAGCUGGAGGCACGUGCAAAGGCACAGAAAUCCUCCGAGAUUCACGCGACGUCUAUGGAGACGGAGCUAGCGCACUACAAACGUGAGCUUGAAUCUAAACAUAAGGAAGAAAAGGACAAGCGAGACGUAUUGCUGGACAUCGCUCAGGCGAUCCAGCUGAAUAAAGUCAAGCUUGAAAACGAACUCGUAAGAAAAGAGACAGCUGCGGACGACGAUUCCGUAGCUAUGUAUUUAAAACGGCAAGAAAUGGGUCUGCCCCAGUUCUCUGGGAACGCUCGAGAGUGGCCAGCAUUUAAGAAAAUGUUCGAGGCCACGACCGAGCAGGGGAAAUAUACCAGUUUGGAAAAUUUGAUACGGCUGCAAAAGGCACUAGGGGGCCCAGCGGCUAAGGCGGUACAGUCCAUGAUGCUUGAUCAAGCAAACGUACCGCAAAUAAUGGAACGACUCGAAAAACAAUUUGGACAGUCAAAACGGGUCUAUAAGGAGCUGCGAGACGAUCUCGAGCGUAUUAGAACAGGAGGCCACUUAGCGAUAGUCGAGAUAUCGAAUGGUCUAGAAAAUUUGAUAGCGCAUUUAACCGCCUCCAAUCAGAUGGCGUACUCAAAUGAUCCUCGCUUAGUUGAGGAACUGGUAAGCAAGAUGUCUUGCGACACCCAGAUAAAAUGGUUGGAGGUAGUAGAAUCUAAUGCCAAACAAGGCAAUUCAGUACCCUCCCUUAAAGAUUUGGCUAAAUGGCUAAAGCCUAAGGCCGACAUUCAUCGUGAGCUCUAUAAUUCUAAUAGAGCUCCGAUCGAAAAAAGGAAUAGAGUCAAUGUGCACUCAGAAAACAACGUACGUUGUUAUAUGUGUAACGGAACACAUAGACUAAGAGAGUGCCAAAAAUUUGGAAAAAUGUCUGUACAAAACAGACGACAGGAAAUACUUAAAUUGCGAGUAUGUCCAUUGUGUCUGUUCAGACACAAAGGAAACUGUAAUUUUCAAAGAAACUGUGGCAUAAAUGGAUGCAACGAGCACCAUCAUAGGCUACUACAUAUCCCAAGGGAUAUUCAUAAUCAAGGUAGCAGACCGGAAAGAAGACAGAUAACAGCCUCCGGCGAGCCAACCGAACCACGACCCGAAACUUCAAACUUACACGAGGAGCAAAGGGCACAAGUGUUUUACCAGAUCAUUCCGGUAACACUUAAAAAUAAGAAUUGCGAGGUGGAAACCUACGCCUUCCUAGACCCAGGAUCCUCCUUAACUUUAAUAGAUGAAGGGGUUGCUGAGGAACUUGAGUUAGAAGGAGUACGUGAUCCACUCAAAAUAAAAUGGACCCAGAAUGUGUCUAGGGAAGAGAAAACUAGCAGGAGGGUCAAAUUAAAAAUUAAAGGCAAUUCCGAUAAUGAAUUCACGUUGACAAACGUCAGAACCGCAAGUAAUCUUCACUUACCGGUUCAAACCGUGAACUACGAUAAUUUGGCAGACAAAUAUCCGUUCUUGGCCAAUUUACCAAUAAAGAAUUAUAAGAAUGCACAGCCAAAAUUACUUAUUGGGCUAAAUCAUAGCCAUUUAUUAUAUCCGUUAGAAAGACGAGCGAUGGGAGUGAAUGAACCCAUCGCAAUCAAAACUAAGCUUGGCUGGUUGAUAUUUGGUAAUAUCAAACAUACCGCACAAGCAGAACAUUUAAUGGUCAUUCAGGAAGAUGACAAAAUGAAUGAUCUAAUGCAACGAUAUUUUUCAGUGGAGGACUUUGGAGUCAAAAUUCCAGAAAAACUUCCUGAGACUAAGAAUGAAAUUAGAGCCAAGGAGAUAAUAAAUAAGACCCUAAAAUAUACAGGGGAAAAAUACGAAGUCGGGUUACUCUGGAAAGAGGAUGAUACGCAUCUACCAGAGAGUUACAUACAAGUUUAUAAGAGGCUCCAAAAUUUGGAAGCGAAAUUGAAAAAAGAUCCAGAACUGAAGAACUGGACAAACAACACGAUUGCGGAUUAUGUAACCAAGGGCUACGCGCGCAAAUUAACACCAAAGGAAAAGGAGGAAUGGGCUGGAGAGAUAUUUUAUCUCCCAACCUUUAUCGUGGUAAAUAAAAAUAAAACACCUCCUAAGCCACGCUUGGUGUUCGAUGCGGCCGCAAAGUCUUGGGGCAUUUCUCUAAAUGACGCGUUGUUAGCGGGUCCCGACGCUACAACCUCUUUGUUUGGCGUCACCACUAAUUUCCGGGAAGGGGCUAUCGCAUCCGCUGGAGAUGUGCAGGAAAUGUUUAGUCAGGUGGGAAUUAGUCUAGAGGACCAGAAGAAGCAAUGCUUCUUAUAUCGUGAUUGUGACGACAGCCGAGAGCCUGACGUGUACGUCAUGCAGGUUAUGAUCUUCGGAUCUACCAGCUCUCCAGCCUGCGCGCAAGCUGUUAAGAACUACAACGCCAGUCUAUACGCCGAAACAAAACCCAAGGCGGUAAAGGCAAUAAUAAAACAGCAUUACGUUGAUGAUUAUAUUGAUAGUUUCGACACGCCUCAAGAGGCAACGCAAACGAUCAAAGACGUUAUGGAAAUUCACGACAAGGCGAAAUUCUUUAUCAGAAAUUUCGUUUCUAAUAGUAAAGAAGUGCUAGCUUCACUUCCGAAGAAUAGGGUCCAAGUGGACAAGAUUAAAACCUUCGAGGAUAAGGAGUCCGAAGGUGAAAAGGUUCUUGGGAUGUACUGGGAUACAAGUAAAGAUUGUAUUCAGUACCAACUUAAAUUUAAUCGGCUACCAGUAGAUGUACGCCAUGAAAUUAGAAAGCCGACUAAACGAGAGGUAUUAUCCUUCGUUAUGAGCGUUUAUGACCCAAUGGGAUUAAUCGCUAAUCUUACCAUACAUGGUAGGAUACUUAUCCAAGAGCUGCAUAAGGAAACGUCGGAUUGGGACGCAGAAAUUUCAGAGCGCUCUUACAAUCAAUGGAAACAAUUUUUAGAAAUAAUAAAACAAGCAGCAAAUGUGAAGAUACCUAGAUGGAUGUUAGCUCCAAAGGUACAAAAAUUUGAACUACAUACUUUCGUCGACGCGUCAGAAUACGCGUACGCAGCGGCCACCUAUGUCAGAGGAUUAGGUAGCCACGGUCAGACUGUUAGUAUUCGUCUGUUAGCUGCUAAAUCAAGAGUAGCACCAAUUAAGAAACUAUCAAUUCCGAGGUUGGAAUUGCUAGCAGCAGUUUUAGGCACAAGGCUCACCAAAACGUUGAAGAAGGAGCUGCGCAAGAAGCCUUCCAAAAUUACGUAUUGGUCAGACUCGCAAACGGUGCUGUCUUGGAUUCAUUCUGACCACCGAAAGUAUAAAGAAUUUGUAGCACACCGCAUAGGAGAAAUCUUAGAAGAAACAAAAAUUGAGCAGUGGCGUUAUGUACCCACGGACGAAAAUCCAGCAGACGAAGGAACCAAGCUAGCCAAGGGAAAACCUAAAUGGUUAGCAGGUCCAACAUUCAUUUGGAAAGAAGAAUGUAUGUGGCCAAAAUCAAGGUUUAUGCGAGAAACGACCGAAGAAAUAAAGGAGUCGGUAAUGUUUCACCAAGAAGUCGAAUCAGACUUUAAAUUUAUCCGCGAGUAUCGUUACUCUAAUUGGGAGAAGUUACUCAAGGAAGUCUGCAUUUUGAAGAAGUUUGUCGAUUGGAUAAAAGACAAAAGAAACUUCGAUAAAAAUAUAAGCGAAGACGACAUGCAAAUAGCCGAAUAUGCUAUUGUCCGCAAGGCACAGUGGGAAGGUUUCACCGACGAAAUGCAUGACAUUACAAAGCACGGUGAAAUCACUAAAUCAGGAAGGUUAAGAUGUCUAACCCCACGAAUCAACGAUCAUGAGGUUAUGGUAGUCCAAUCACGUUUGGCAAACACAGACAUUGUACCGCUAUCAACACGGGAACCAAUGAUCUUACCCACCAAACACCCAAUUACCAGACUGAUCAUGAAAUUUUAUCAUGAAGAAAAUCUGCACCACGGUGAUCAAACUAUUUUAGCCGCGGCAAAAGAAAAAUAUUGGAUAAUAGAUCCAAGAAGAGUUCAUAACACAGUCAAGGCAAAUUGUCAGCACUGUAAGAAUGAGAAGGUCUCACCUAGCGAACCGCUCAUGUCAUGCCUACCCGAUUGUAGGCUGGAUAUAUACAACCCCGCGUUUACACACACGGGAGUAGAUUAUUUUGGGCCAAUAGAAGUACAAGUAAAACGGUCAAUAGAAAAGAGGUGGGGCGUUAUAUUUACGUGCCUAACCUCAAGAGCCGUUUACUUAGACUUGGCUGAAAAAUUAGACACAGACGCAUUUAUAGUCUGCUUGAGGAACUUUCAAGUCAGACGAGGCCCGGUCAAGCAUCUGUACAGCGAUAAUGGUACGAACUUUAUCGGAGCCGAAAAGGAAAUGCAGACAGCCGUUCAGGAAAUUGAAAGGGAAAUGGGAGAAGGAAAGGCCGCAGAAAUGCGCAUUAAAUGGCACUUUAACCCUCCAGCCGCACCACAUUUCGGCGGAGCUUGGGAGCGGUUAAUUAGAAACAUAAAGAUAUGCCUUGACCAAAUGGACUUACACACCUCUUCCAAAUUUAAUGGAAAGCGGAAUUUACGACGCUGAUAGUUUGAAAAAGAUGCGAACCAUGAUAUACGAUCAGGGUGACCGUCGCAUAGCCACAAACGUGGUACAUAAGAUAUUAACUGGACAAAAUCCCAGCAAGCAGGGAUUUCAUUUCGAAGCCCUAAUGUCAGAAAAGUUAAUUGACAACAUGAUAAACAAGUAUUGGGAAAAACUUGUGUCAUUGUCAUCUUGGUUGGGUAAUAUAACAUCUACAGCCAUCGGGCUGUAUAUCAUUGGCAGAAUAAUCAAGUUUCUUGUAGAUACCUUGAUGCACGGACGCAUAUUGUAUGACAUCUAUGGAUUCGGAUGGCAGCUAAUCGCAUCGCUGUGGGACUCCAUGACAACCUUCCUCACGCAUAGGAACACUCUGAAGAACAUCAAGAAGUCAACGACCAGAACAUAUGAUGUAACGACGCCUGAAGAUGGGACCAAUCCUUCAGAAAACACACCACUAUCCGAUGAAGAACCACAGACGGUGGCUCGCGCCCACCCUCCUGCGCACCCCUAUGUAGCGCUCACGAUGCCCCGAUAGAAGAUACCCGCCUAAGAAGUCAGCCAAUACGCAUAUGAUAACAAGACGACUGGGUAUCAGCCAGUCCGCCAGAAACCAACAUUCACAUCCAGUAGUGAAUGCCGACAACAACGAGAUGACGAAUCAACUAGACAACAUUGCACCAGAAUCGGCAUUUCAAAACCGAGCCGAUUCAACAUGAAAGAAAAUCAAGCCAAGCCAAGGGUGAGAUCACCCUCGAAUUCACAAGUAGUAGCAGACAGCAACAUUGACGAAAAGUGCAUGCGCGACGCUCGGCUGCACCACCCGAAGAUGGACACCUGAAAUAACAUUAAAUUAAUAAGUACAUAAUUAGCAUAAAAUGAAAAGAGGUAUAUUGAUGGGAUUUAUAUCUAUUAAAGACAAGAAAAUAAAUUAUAGUUUUUCCUUAACAACUAGAAAUAUCAAACAAACUAACAUCCCACCACCUCAAGAAGAGAAGACAUUAUUUGACAAAUAUGUAAUCAUCAUUUAUACAACGAAUCAUUAUAUAUAAACUAAGAAGAAAUUAUAGAAGAAUUAUCAAGACAUGAUAUAAACAUAAAAACAAAACAGAUAUAUAUCAAGCAUACAAAUACGUAGAAGUACAAAGGCAUAUAAAUCAACUCAAUUAGAGUUACGAAAAUUAUAUAUCAUGAUCAGUAAAAGCAGUACGAAAGUACGGAAAAUUAUAAACAUAUUAGAAAAAUUAAUGACUACAUACAAGAUCAAACACUGAAAUGUAAAACAUGGAAUUUAAACACUCGGAGCAAUGUAACAUCCCAAUAAUGAAAAAUUGCAAUAUUAACAUAUGAUUUAGAUUAGUAAAUCUAGUAAGAAUUACGAGGCCCGGGAUGUUGCAGAUGCAACGUAAAAUAUCGCAAUUCAUUAUGCAUUUUCAAGUUCCCACGAUAGGUCACCGCCCUCGUACGGGAAAUAAGCGAAAGCAAGAAAUUUGUCUAAGAGAGGUGCAAGAAGCACAAAGUCAAGACCAAACCUACCCUAACUCACGCCUCGUAAACGAGAAGUAAACAUGCCACACCGCCAGAUCUGGCUGACGCAUAUAGAAUCAGUACGCAUUUACUUUCCACUUUCUUCGCUCCACGGUGAACCAUAUGCAGCCCUGCAAUGCGUGCAGCGCUGCGGUGUAUUAGACGCUCGAUGCCAAGGCAGUCCGCGUGCUAUGUGAAUGGAAUGGUAAUGAAUCGGUCGCAUGGAGCUCGGUGCGCCCGGCAAUGCGAGCCUGGCGCAAAGGUAAUAAAAUCUGGUUCCCUAAAAAGAUGCGUAACAACGCCAAGAUAAACGAAUUAUCGUAAUAGAACCAGUCUUGGGAAGGAUAGUUGAAGCAUUAAUAGAAAGCAAUGAAAUCGUCCCAAGGGACAAUCUUGCGUUCGGCAUCCUUCCAAAAACACAAAGGGCAAUAAAACCGAGCUAGCGACGGUUCCACCGCAGAGAGCAAAAUCAAUGGAAAAAUGCACUUAGGCCUAGAUAGGCAGCGAUGCAUGCGUACGCAUCCAAGCUAUAGGCUAGAUCUGGGGAGCGGGCCAAUGUAAACAGGAAGCCUGGUGCGGAUUGAUUUAAAGUAAUUUACAUGCACCAGCGAGGCGCGAGAACUUGGGUCAUAAAAGUUAAAAAUGAAAACGUUCCCCUACUAGGAUGCGUGACCAAGGGAAAUCUAGAAUUAGGAAGAAAGUGCGUCUAGAACCCCUGUGCGGGAAGAUAGACGCACAUGCGUACGUGGGCACCGACGCCCAAAACUUAGGUCUAAGGGACGCUAUAAAAGCGUUUUGAUACAACCAAAAUAUAUUCAGUUUUCACUAUCCUAUCCAAGUGUACGGACUUGUCGCCAGGUCCACCCUUACUCCUACAUAUCACCUCAAUAACACUCUUCGCCUCCAGCCUAUCAAACUCUCUCGCGGUAAUCCGUUUCCAAUAAGAGUUUCCUCGGAAUCGACGCUACUGCCCCCAUCUGAGCUGGGCAAGUACCGGCCGAGCACCUUUAUUGGUCGGAACCCGUUUCAGAGUUUGGGCACUCCCCGACUAGGCUGAUCAGGUUUACCGCUGGUGUAUCUGUUGGAAUCGCGCUACUGCCCCCAUCUGAGCUGGGCAGCUACCGUCCAACCAUAUCCCAACCGUAGAGCACUCAGCCAAGUCCUAAGGAAUCCUGUUCGAAAGUAGGCGAAUCUCGCUUCAAGUGGUAUCGGUUCCUGCUGUUGGAACGACGAGCUCGAAGCCAGUCGAAACCUACCAAUUCGAUUAGGAUCCACCGUGAGGCAUUCG